CCAGAAAUAGACAAGUUUGAAUGAUUAACGAUGCUUUUAGGUCUGAAAUGAAACCAACAAAACCAAAAGUUGUUCUAUGUUUUUGAUGUACCAAGAGAACAUGCGUUUUUCGAUUGCAAUCCGCACCUGAUCCCUUUAUGCGUAGGUGACGUUAAUUAAGACAUUGUGUCUCUUCUUUUCUCACUCUUUGCUAUCUUUUGUUAUAAUACACUUUCUGGUCUCACCUUUUGUUUUGUUAUAGAAAGUUCUCUAUAUAAAAGUCGCGCUCACGGUUACAUUUCACUCCGUUCACAGAGCUGUAGAAGAUGGUCAACUUCGGGUUGCAGUCAGCAAUUUUGACGCUUUUAUUUACAGUUGCGGCAACAUAUGAUGACGUCGUCAAAGACUCGCUCAUCCUGAAGCAGUAUGAUGGCCAACCAAGGAGUCGGGAACGGAAUCCCAAACACCUAGAACCACCCAAUGACGACGAAGACGGAUCCAGUUUACAGUUCUGUGUAUGCCCACGAAAACCCAAUGAUUGUGUCUGCGAAAAAGAAUGGAGCAUCCGUUUGUCAAAAGAGGAAAUUGCAAAAUUUCAAGACCAUGGCCUCUUUCAACUAAAUGGGAACAUGGAGCGUGGAUUCUACAACAAAAGAAGUCCCUACGACCACACAACACUGCCACCAGAAAUAGAAAGAUUGGAUCCUGGCCAUGUGUUCAGAAUAAUAUACGUAAAUCUAGAAACGGAGGAAUUGAGACGCCAGUUUCCGGAAAGACAUCGCAAAUUUUUACAAUGACGAAGUCGUCUUUCUUAAUCAUCAACUAUAAUAUUCAACUUAAAAAAGGAAUAUUUAUAGAGAGGGGGUCACGUUGAUUGUGUGCAUAAUAAACAGAAAACCUAAUAAAUAUUUAUUUAUUUGUACAGUGGUUUUUUUCACUUUCCAUGGAACUUUAUUGAUUUAUUUCAAUCCAAACAUAAAUUUGCCAAACAGACAAUGACUUAAACAAAUGUAGGAUAUUUUUCUCAAUUAUUCUUACAUACAUGUAUAUAAUCGGUUAUAAACAAGAGGCCCGGGAACCACAUCGUUCACCUGAGCAAUAAUAGCCAAACUCUGAUCAAUUCAGCACUGCAAUAUCAAAAUGAAUAUAUUAUAACAAUUUAGUACAGUAGACAUAGUAGAGCUUGCGCAAAAGUUAAGAAACUGCCAACUUCUAUCCAGUUAUUUUUUACGGUAAAAAAAAACAAGCUCCUUUUGUAGUUUAGUAUUUGUAGGAAGAUUUUUCUCUAUUCGUAUUCAAAAAUCACCCCUCCAAUUUUUUCCAGAGAAUCAUGAUUUGUUCUAACUUUAAUCGAUACAACCUGUGCUUUCGCGUAAGUUUCAGCAUUUUUUGACGGAAUCAUUUUUCAGAGGAUUUUUAGAUAUUUUUUUCUUAUCUUCCCAUGUAAAACAAUUGAUCCCACCGGCCAUUGUGUCCCCACCCUACCCCCGGGGUCAUGGUUUGAACAAACUUAAUUUACACACAUGAGGAUACUUCCCUGGAAGUUUAAGCUUUAAACGCAAAUUGGUUUUUGAGAAUAUUUUUAAAAAAUUCUCUAUAUUUAGUCUUAUGUAAAAUUUUCACCACAAUUGCUUCCCCACCCUACUCCAGGGAGGCAUGAUUUGAACACACUUGAAUCUACACUUCAUGAGGAUGCUUCCACACAAGUUUUAUCUUUUUUUGGCUGAUUAAAUUUGAGGAGAAGAUUUUUAAAGAUUUUUAUUCUAUAUAUAUUCUUACCAAAACUUGACCACCACCCCCAUUGUUGCCCCACCCAACCCCCAGGGACCAUGAUUUAAACAAACUUAACUUUACACUAUCUGAGGAUGCUUCCACAAAUUUUCAGCUUUUCUGUCCUUAUGGUUUUUUUCGGAGAAAAACUAUAAAGAUUUUCUCUAUGUAUUGUUAUGUAAAACUUUAUAUCCCAUCUUACUCCAGGGGAUCGUGAUUUGAACAAACUUUAAUCUCCACUACGUCUGUUUGAGAAUGCUUCCACACAAAGUUGAGCUUUUCUGGCCAAAUGGUUUUUUGAGAAGAAGAUUUUAAAAGACUUUCUCUAUAUACAGUACAUGUAUUCCUUUGCAAGUAAUCAUCCCCCAUUGUGGCCCCAUCCUAACGAUUUAAACAAAUUUAACUAACACUAUCUGAGGAUGCUUCAACACAAGUUCCAGCUUUUCUAUCUUAAUGGUUUUUGAGAAGAAGACUUUUGAACAAUACGAACAAAUUCUCAAUUAUUGUAAAUUAUCUCCUCUUAAAAGAGGGUGAGACCCUUAUUUGAACAAAAUUGAGUCCCCUUAACCCUGUAAUUGUUCGUGCCAACUUCGGUUAAAAUCUGCCCAGCAGUUCUAGAGAAAAAGAUGAAAUCGUGAAAAGUUUACAACACCGACGACAGACAACGGACAAACCUUACUUUAGCCUUCGGCUCAGGCGAGCUAAAUAAUUACAAUGUUCAAUACCUAGAGUAAAAAGAGAAAGUUUAAAAAAACUCUGUUAUUCAAAAAUAACGAACGGUAAUAGCUGCCCAAUCCUUCAGAUAAUGCAUGGUAGCGAUUGCCAACUUAUUGUAUCUGUACUUCUCGAAUAAAUACCUCAAAAACUGAAGUUAAAGUUUUAGAUGGCAAAUAAGAGGUUCAAGUUACACUAUUAAGCAUGUAUCAUAUGUAUUGCUGUUACCUGUGAUACCAUUUCACCAUUGUCCAACAAUUAUAGUACUAGUAUACCCAUGAUAUUAUAAACAUCUAAAAUUAAUCAAAUCUCUUUUAUGAUAACAAUAUCCACGCAUAAUGUACAAAAACUAUUCCAAUAUACAUGUACUUAAAAUGAACAUUGCUGAGGAGUGGACAUUACUGUAAACCAACUUUUAUUCGCGUGCGAGAAAUUUUCGCGGGGUUAAUGAGAGCCUUAUCGUCGUGAAUGUUUCUCGCAGCGAACCAACCCUUAGUCUAUAGUUUUUAUAACAAUACAGG
Messenger RNA from Magallana angulata, 2984 nucleotides. RefSeq lists its product as uncharacterized. Lineage: Eukaryota; Metazoa; Mollusca; Bivalvia; Ostreida; Ostreidae. The coding region runs from base 306 to 776 and encodes 156 amino acids. The record is from RefSeq and is a predicted model, not a curated record. The transcript is spliced from 2 exons.